Chinchilla lanigera (long-tailed chinchilla) is the source of this 633-nucleotide messenger RNA. It is a transcript of the gene Ppp1r14b, whose product is annotated as protein phosphatase 1, regulatory (inhibitor) subunit 14B. The record is from RefSeq and is a predicted model, not a curated record. Lineage: Eukaryota; Metazoa; Chordata; Mammalia; Rodentia; Chinchillidae. Gene Ontology annotation, cellular component: cytoplasm. Gene Ontology annotation, biological process: regulation of phosphorylation; innate immune response. Gene Ontology annotation, molecular function: protein serine/threonine phosphatase inhibitor activity.
UUCAGAGCCCCCCGGGGGCCGCGGGCGAGGGCCCGGGCGACGCGGACGACGAGGGCCCAGUGAGACGCCAAGGGAAGGUCACCGUCAAGUACGACCGCAAGGAGCUGCGGAAGCGUCUCAACCUGGAGGAGUGGAUCCUGGAACAGCUCACUCGCCUCUACGACUGCCAGGAGGAGGAGAUCCCAGAGCUGGAGAUUGAUGUGGAUGAGCUCCUGGACAUGGAAAGUGACGAUACCCGGGCUGCCAGGGUCAAAGAGCUGCUGGUUGACUGUUACAAACCCACUGAGGCCUUCAUCUCUGGCCUGCUGGACAAGAUCCGGGGCAUGCAGAAGCUGAGCACACCCCAGAAGAAGUAAGGGUCCCUGACCCAGGUGAACGGUGGCUCCCACAGGACAAUCGCUGCCCCUCAGACCUCGUAGCAACAGCAAUAACGGGGGACCCUGCAGCCAGGCCUGGUGCCAUGAGCAGGGCUCCCUGUGCCCCUGGCCUACGGGUCUUUUCCCUUGCCCCCUCAGUUUUCCAUUUUUGGGGUUUUUUUAUUGUUAUUAAACUGAUGGGACUUUUUGUGUUUUUAUAUUGAUUCUGCGGCACGGGCCCUUUAAUAAAGCUAGGACAUGCCUUUGGAGCAGUUAA